Messenger RNA from Acipenser ruthenus (sterlet), 371 nucleotides. Its product is annotated as U6 snRNA-associated Sm-like protein LSm6. Gene Ontology annotation, molecular function: RNA binding. Lineage: Eukaryota; Metazoa; Chordata; Actinopteri; Acipenseriformes; Acipenseridae. Gene Ontology annotation, cellular component: sno(s)RNA-containing ribonucleoprotein complex; nucleolus; P-body. The transcript is spliced from 4 exons. Bases 108 to 353 code for a protein of 81 amino acids. The record is from RefSeq and is a predicted model, not a curated record. Gene Ontology annotation, biological process: maturation of SSU-rRNA; mRNA splicing, via spliceosome.
CUAUUUUUCCCUUUGGAUGUCCCGUAGUAUGUUAGUGACUGCAUAAGCUGAUUGGCGCUUUAGAAUUUAGGAAGAAUCGUGGACGGUGUAAACAGAAAAGUUUGAAAAUGAGUCUUCGGAAACAAACUCCCAGUGACUUCUUGAAGCAGAUCAUUGGAAGACCAGUGGUUGUGAAACUGAACUCUGGGGUUGAUUACCGAGGUGUUCUAGCAUGUCUGGAUGGGUACAUGAACAUUGCAGUGGAGCAGACAGAAGAGUAUGUCAAUGGGCAGCUGAAGAACAAAUAUGGAGAUGCAUUUCUGCGGGGUAAUAAUGUAUUGUACAUAAGCACUCAAAAGAGGAAGAUGCAAUGAAGACUUUUUUUUUUUUUU